Molecule: messenger RNA, 4879 nt
Organism: Chilo suppressalis (striped riceborer)
Lineage: Eukaryota; Metazoa; Arthropoda; Insecta; Lepidoptera; Crambidae
Source: the annotation of a GenBank genome assembly
UAUAUAUCGACGAUGGAAAACAGUAAGGGCGUAUCCCGUUAAAAAGUCGUAACUAGACUACGUAUAAGGUAAUAAUCAGCUUUUUUUUCUGCGUCGAUUAGUCUGGGUCCGGUUGCUCUAUGACGACAUGAAAUUCAAAAAUAAGACAGUAUUUUGAAAAGUGUAUUUAAUUUUUUGGGUGUAACUGCCCACAAAACAGCGUAUUUAUACUGUUUGGAGAUAAGACUAGUAGAAGUUUGUGUUUUAAAUAAAAAAAAUGUUACGCUGUUCCUGUUUAUAUGCACCACAGCUGUUACGACCUUUUUGCGGGAUGCAUUUUUUAUUCUUUCUCGCUUACGACGUUUUAGCGGUUCAUAUUUUUCUAAGAACAAAUAAUGACUUCUGAGAUACUACAAUUUCAUGGGUGAUUGAAAUCAACCCAAACCAUUAUAAAACCAUAUUAUCACCAUAAAUAUUUUGUACUAUGUAGUUAAUACGCGUCAUAGAUCCCGUCAUUUCUGGAAUAUUCUGGUUUUAUCUAACAUACGCCCCAGGCAGGUUACCUUAGUGGCUGCGCGGACGCCGUAAUGAAAGGUUGUGUGUGUUUUUGCUUUAGUGAAAUCGGGAUGCGACAACUUCUGUGUGUAUAAUUUCUCUUAAUCAAGAUGGCCAACCGAAGAAAAUGGAUAGAUGAUCUGAGACCCAUAAAAAGUGACGAGGAAAAUAAUAAAAAGAUUAAUGUUUUGAACGAACAAAUUUACAUAGACGGAAAACUGGUUAAGGAAACUAACAAUACAGAAAGAAAAUACGAUAGUAUAAAACAUGUUUCAAAGUUCCAAUACUCUAGUUCUAAUGAUAGUGAUUGGUUAGCACACCUGCCAUUGACUCCUCACCUGAGAAAACGUAAUGUUAAUUCGUUAACACCCACGUUUCGCAGUCCAAAUUCCUAUAUUAGGGAAACAAGGAAAGUACUAAAAAAGUUGACACCCCAAAAGUUGACUUACGCGCCCAGCCAAAUGGAAGAUUUGGGUACAUGUGAAAUUGAACAUGAAUUAGGUAGCAUUGACUUCAACGAGCUAAUUGAUUUUCAUGAUUUUAAAAAUGUUAAUGACAAUAAUUCAUCUCUCUUAAUCAGUGUGUCUGUUGACCACUUAUCGGAAAAUAACAACGUACCCCGAACUCCAUCUCCUCAACCUGGAACAAGUGACGAACCAGUUACUUACCGAGCUGCCAGCGUACCCCGACCUCCAUCUCCUCGACCUGGAACAAGCGACGAACCAGUUACUUACCGAGCUGCCAGCGUACCCCGAUCUCCAUCUCCUCGACCUGGAACAAGCGACGAACCAGUUACUUACCGAGCUGCCAGCGUACCCCGAUCUCCAUCUCCUCGACCUGGAACAAGCGACGAACCAGUUACUUACCGAGCUGCCAGCGUACCCCGAUCUCCAUCUCCUCGACCUGGAACAAGCGACGAACCAGUUACUUACCGAGCUGCCAGCGUACCCCGAUCUCCAUCUCCUCGACCUGGAACAAGCGACGAACCAGUUACUUAUCGAGCUGCCAGCGUACCCCGAUCUCCAUCUCCUCGACCUGGAACAAGUGACGAACCAGUUACUUACCGAGCUGCCAGCGUACCCCGAUCUCCAUCUCCUCGACCUGGAACAAGCGACGAACAAUCUCGCGAUGUCCCAAGCAAACGACAACCCAAACGAAAGGUUAAGCGAGACCACGGUACAAAACCAUCGUUCGACGAAUCUUAUAUAGACUUCGUUUUAGAUAAAGAAGACCGCGACACUCUAUUACUAAAUGAAGCUUUUCCUUCAGAAGACUCCGAUGACUGGAAUACUUCUGUAUCAGAUGAAUCAGAUGAAAUGCCUAAGAAAAAAAAGAAAAGAAAACAACAUAAGAAUAACAUAAGUGCAGAAAAAAAUAAACCAAAAACACAAAUAAAAAAAGAAAAUAAAAAAAAUAAAAACUUGGGAAAGUGUUAUAAAAAUAGCAAGGGGAUCAUAGUCGAAGAAAAAGCAAUGAAACCAAAUCCUUGUGCUAACACUAAAUGCAGUAAUCGUUGUGGUGAGAUAAGCGAGGAACGUCGUGAUAGAUUAUUUAGUCACUUCUGGAAACUCGAAAGCAUGCAAAGGCGAAGGGAUUGGAUAGCUCAGAUAACUGAAAAGAAUUAUACCAAAUCCAGUUCUGUUAAUGAGCCUGAAGCAUCGAGACGCAAAUUUACCUACACAUAUUUUAUAAACGAGGGCGAAGGAAGGCGAAAGGUUUGCCAAAAAUUUCUUAUUGAUACCCUUGACAUCACUCAAAAAUUUAUUUUGUACACUGUCACGCACAAAAUCGAUGGUUUUGCCAAAUCUGAUGAAAGAGGUAAGAACGUUUCACAUAAUAAAACACCUCCCGAGAUAUUAAAGCAUGUCAAAUCUUUCAUUUUAUCGCUACCGCUUUUGCCAUCACACUACUGCCGUAAGGGUUCACAAAAGCUUUAUUUACAGGAAGAAAUUAAGAAUAUUACCAAUUUAUAUUAAGUCUAUGUUGAAAACUGUAAGCAAGGUGAGACAAAGCCUAUUUCUUUGAAAGUAUUUUCAGCAUAUUUCAAACAAAAUUUUAAUAUAGGAUUUCACGUGCCAAAAAAAGACAAGUGCGUCUUAUGUAGUGCUAAAACUUACGACGUCCUUACAAAAGAAGAAAUUGACAAAAUGAAUGCACAUCUUCAAGAAAAAGAAUAUUCAUAUAAUCGUUUUAUAUUUCAUCAAAAUUUAAAUACAAAAGACAAAAGUGUAAUUUGCGCGAGUUUUGAUCUCCAAAAAGUGCUAAAUACACCUCAUGGCAAAAAUAUGUCUCUCUACUACAGCAGAAAAAUUUCCGUAUAUAAUUUUACUAUUUACGAAAGUGGAACUCAGGAAGGGUUCUGUCACAUUUGGAACGAAACAGAUGCUCACAGAGGGGCAAAUGAAAUUGCUACCAUUUUGCUAAACUAUAUAAAAGAAGUAGACAGUAGAGGCUGUGUCAAAACUCUGCUCUUAUAUGCGGACUCGUGCUAUGGUCAAAAUAAAAACAAAACAGUAUUGAGUAUGCUGCGUUAUGCAUUAGCGAAUAGUCAAAAUUUAGAAGUUAUCCAGAUAAAUUUUCUAGUUCCCGGUCAUACGUAUAUGCCAGUAGACAGCAUGCAUGCUGUCAUUGAGCGGUCCAUCAAGGAUACAAUGAUAUGGGCACCUUCUCAUUGGCCAACUGUUAUUGCCCUGUCACGAAAAAACCCGUUUCCAUAUAAAGUGGUGUCGAUGGAAGGAAAGCAAUUUAAGGGAUUCGAAGAUAUUAUAAAUAAGACAUUUAAAAAAACAGAGAAACUCAUGAUUUCAACCAUUAGCGUUGCAACUUUAAAAAAAAAUAACCUCAAUAAAAUGUUUGUAAAACGUUCCAUGUCAGCUGAGGCUGAGUGUACAGAAAUAACUCUACAUCCAUUUCAAAGAGAACUAUCGCCUAAAGAUAACCUUUACCCAAAUAAACUGCCAAUAUCGGCACAAAAGUAUGAAGACCUCAAAAAACUUACAAAAAAAGACAUACCGGCAGCAUACGCUAAUGAGUAUUUAGGUCUUAAGUAUAAUAGUAAGACAGUCGACUGCCUACCAGAUACAGAUGAAGAGGAUAAUGUCUGAAUUUUUACGAUAGGUUAAGAUAAAGAAUUGAAUUUUCUCAUAAACAUUCUGUAAACUACAAUACAACUACCACUGUUUUUUCUAGUCAAACAUUUACUUCAAUCGGAUUCAAAGGCAAUAAACCACGUAUUUCUUGUUUGAUUAGAAUCAACAGCUUAGUCUGAAUAUAUGUUGUUGUAGUUGGUUUGAUUUUAUAAUUAAUUAUUUUUAUAAGUGUUUAAUCUUGUUGUCUAUGUUGCACUAGACUUAUCUUUAGUUUUAUAUAUUUUCGCUUUGUAAGUAGUGUUUUCUACUUUAUCCAAUUUCAAUAAUGUUAUUUACCUUUAAAUAAUUUUCUACUGAAAAGUACCUAUUUACUAUUGUGGUUAAUUGAUUACCUUUAAGUGUUUUAAUAUUAUUUUAGUUGACAUAUAAAUUAUUAUUAUUGAUCUCAAGUUUUUAUUGACGUCAACAUUGUAUAGAGAUCACAAUAAUUAUGAUCCUCAUUUAAACAGGCACUCGUAAGUACUAAAGUUGUGCGUGUACCAAAAAGUUUUUACCUGUUUGUUAAAAUCAUAAUUACAUCCCUAGACACUGUUGUUUUGUCCUAACUCCUAGAGCAGAGGUAAGGAGUAAGUAAUUAGUUUAUUACAUUGAAUGUUAUUUUUGCUAUUGUUUUUUUUUAUGUUUUUCAAUGUCUAUUAGCUACCUGCUUAAUAUAGUACUACCUAUUGUAGUCUGUUUUCAACAAAUUGUGCCAAUUUACCACAUGUAACUUUUUAAAAGUUCAAUAAAUUUACGUUCGGAAAAGCUUACGACAUUUUAUUAAGGUCAUUGGGUUUCUUGAGGUUUAAAUUACGACCAAUUUUUUAACCGUUGUUUGCAUUAUGAAUGUGUUUACACCCCGUUCCUAAAAGGAAAUUAAAAGGAACACUUGUUACGACCUUUUUGGGGUCAGCGAAUUUCUUAUAAUUUUCUGAUUCAGUUCAAUCAUCAUGUCGAGAUACUACAUUUUUGAGGUCUGCAAUUUCUAUAUACAAUGGCUGUAACUCGAAUUACCUUGUUUCUAGCAAUAGAAAGUUAUUGGUUUGCAGUUCACUCAAUACAGGUUUUUAUUUUGUAGUAAUGGUGUAAAAAUCAUGUUCACACGAUUUGCCGUUAAAAAGAUAUGAUCGAAUUUCCCUAUUUUUUUCUGUUUUUUGGCUCUGGUGUAAAGUUGGGUUUGCACGGGUUACGCCCUUAUUGUUUUCCGUCAUCGAUAU